AUGAAUUGGAAUAAUAUAAUAUCAAGCAGGACUGCUCGUAUUUUGAGAAAUGUUAAUCCUGAUUGUAAAUCACAAAAUUCUCCUACAGUCCAACGAUUUAACACACUAGAACAGAACAUACAAACUACUUCUAGCAAUCAUGAAUUAGAUGAUUCUAUUGUAUUGCCCGUGUCUCCAACUGAAUCGAGUUUACAAGAACUACCAGAAAUCUUGAAUAGCGAAACUGAAUGUGUUUCUAGUUGUCAGGAGCCGGUAGAUGUUUGUGUAUUUUCUGUAUCAAUGUCUCAUACCGAUUCGACUCUAGUGGAACUACCAGAAACCCUGAGUAAUGAGCCUAGAGAUGUUUUUAAGAGCUAUGAGCCUGUAGACGACUUGACUCCAGAGGAACUACCAAAAACCUUGACUAGUGAGCCUGAGGGUGUUUUCAGUAGACAUAGGCCUGCAGAUAAAUUUGUAUCGCCUGUGUCUCAAACCGACUCGUCUCUAAUGGAGCUGCGAGAAACUUCAACUCAUAAACUCGAAGAUGUUCCUCAAGCAAAGUCGCCCAAAACCGAAGUGUCAGUCAGCACACAAGUAAGAAAAAAUGAAAAUAUUACCCACAGUCAUCCUCAACCUGGAUGUAGUAAUUUUUAUACUGUUGCAUGUAGCUCAGAACGUCCUACAUUGUUGCAUUUAAUGCAAAAAAAGACAACAAAUUACUAUGUCUCACCUAUGCAUAGCAAUGAAAGCGACGUUGAUGACUCGGAUGCAGAUCCGGAUUUCCUUAGUGGAAAUGAAAGCUCACAAAGUAGUAGUUCUUCGAUAGAAAGCCAUCAAGAAGUUGAAAGCGAAAACCAAACAGUUAAUCAAGAAGUUGUAAACGAAAACGAAACAGAAGUUAAAAAAGGUAAAAAGAGAAAAUCUAAUUUUGGAAAAUGGAAGUUUCAAGAAACCAAAUUUCUAAGAAAUUCUGGACAAGCGUAUGUCUCUUUGUCAAAAAGUAAAAAAACGUUUCCAAAAAAAAAAUUGCUCCCGUCAUGUGGCGAAAAAUGUCGGUUCCAGUGUAGUAAUAAAAUUAACGAAGACAUUCGAAAAGAUAUUUUUUCCGGGUACUGGGCGCUUGCUGAUCUAAAGCAGAGGGAAUUUAUCAUAAGACACACAGAGCCGAUUAAACCAAAGUACCGUUACUCAUGUACACAAAAUUAUCGGAAUAUGAACUCGGCAUUCUAUUUUGAGGUAGACGGUAAUCGCAUUAGAGUGUGUAAAACUUUUUUCAAAGCAACGCUGAGUAUUAACGAUAGACCGAUCCGCACAGCAUUGGCAAAAAAGACUGAGAAAGGCUUUCUAACUGAUGAUAAAAGGGGGAAACAUGGAAACCAGCCCAACGUAAAUCCCGAAAUUAAAGAAAGUGUAAGGAUUUUUAUAAAUGCGAUACCCCGAAUCGAGUCACACUAUUUAAGGGCUCAGACUACCCGAGAGUACAUUGAUAGUAGUAAAAACCUAGCGGACCUCUACCGGGAUUAUAAAGAAGAUCGAGAGAGGCAGCAGCUUCCAUUUGCUAAUAGUGUAAUGUUCAAUCGCAUCUUCAAUGGCGAAUAUAAUAUAUCCUUUUUCAUCCCAAAGAAGGAUCAAUGCGACUUUUGCGAGAGUUUUAAAAAUGCUGACAACGAGGCAAAACAAAAAUUACUAGAGAGCUACAACGCUCAUAUAAAUGAAAAAAAACUCUCGCGUUUAGAAAAAGAAGCUGAUAAAACGAAUUUGAAUCGUUCAGUAGUCGCAGUAUAUGACCUGCAAGCGGUAAUGCCAGUCCCUAGAGGACAAAUUUCGUCGUUUUAUUAUAAAAGCAAAUUGAAUUGUUUCAAUUUCACAAUCAGCGACUUACAUGCAAAAGACGUACAUUGUUACUUCUGGAAUGAGACUGAAGGGAAGCGUGGAGCAAUUGAAAUUGGAAGCUGCGUACUUGGUUACCUUAAGCAACUUGUUGACAAACAUGCUGAUUCUGAGAACCCUUUGGAUGUUAUAUUCUACUCAGACAAUUGCUGUGGUCAGCAGAAAAACAAAUAUGUGCUAACUGCCUAUUCUUAUGCCGUUAAUAAGCUCCCAAUUCGAAGCAUAACUCACAAGUACUUGAUACAUGGACAUUCUCAAAAUGAAGGCGACAAUGUACAUAGUAUUAUUGAGAAACAAAUAACUAAAUAUCUCAAAUCUGGACCAAUUUAUGUGCCAGAUGAAUAUGCAACACUAAUUCGAACUGCAAAAAGACAUGGUCCACCAUACAUAGUUCAUGAACUCACCUUCGAAGAUUUUUAUGAUUUAAAAACAUUACAAGAAGAAUGGCGGAAAAACUUCACAAUGGACACAGAAAAAGAGAAGGUUACUUGGCAUGACAUAAAGGUUCUUAAAGUGGAAAAAACGACAUCCGGAUUCAUUUUUUUUCAAAACCUCCUAUGA
Messenger RNA from Psylliodes chrysocephalus, 2430 nucleotides. Lineage: Eukaryota; Metazoa; Arthropoda; Insecta; Coleoptera; Chrysomelidae. The record is from the annotation of a GenBank genome assembly.